AGCAACGCCUCUUCACAUUCCACAUCAAUUCAUCAUCGUGACGAAGAAGAAGGAGAAGAAUGGAGGCGCCAACACCAGUGUUCACGGAUUCCUUCAUCGUGCAGACUGACAACUACGGCGACUUCAUCCGCAUAGUCCGGCAGAACGUGAUCAAGUAUUGCAGCGACCGUCGUCCCAAGGUCGUGCAGCCCGUGCUGCCGCCAGAGCAGAGGGUCCCCAGGCUCUGGUUCCACGUCGUCCUCCGCACCAGGACGAGCUCCCUCACGCUCGCCGUGCGCGUCGACAACCUCUACCUCGUCGGCUUCAAGACCCCGGGUCCGGCGGGCCUGUGGUGGGAGUUCAACAACGAGCACAACACCCACCUCAUCCCCAACUCCAACUGGCUCGGCUUCGGCGGCCGGUACCAGGACCUGGUCGGCCAAAAGGGGCUGGAGACCGUCGCGCUGGGCCGCGCCGGGAUGACCGCCGCCGUCGACGUCCUGGCGAAACAUGACACCACCACGGCGCUGGAGGAGCAUCAGCAGAGGCUGGGCGCUCAUCAGGCUGACCCUUACGCGCUGCCCAAGAGCAUGCUUGUGAAGCUGGUGAUCAUGGUGUGCGAGGGGGUACGGUUCCACACCGUGUACGGCACCGUGGACAGGGAGUUCAACACCGCGGUGGCGAAGAUAACGGAGAUGGACGGGAAGCAGGUGAAUAAGUGGGAUAGGAUCUCCAAGGCUGUCCUGACGUGGGCCGUCGACCCCGAGGCCAAGUUCCCGGAGCUGGAGAAGAUAGGCGUCAAGGAUAAAAACGACGCGGCCAGGAUCGUUGCUCUCGUCAAGGAUGAAACCAGCUAGAGCUAGUAGAUCUAAGCGAGCGCCGAUGGAUUACGUGACUUUGCUGCUGCAUCUGUGCUGUUAUUGUAUUAAUUUACAUACAUGUUAUUAGAUGCAUGCGUGUAUGUGCUUGUGUAAUGUAUAUAGUGUGUGUUUAGUCGUU
Molecule: messenger RNA, 978 nt
Organism: Setaria italica (foxtail millet)
Lineage: Eukaryota; Viridiplantae; Streptophyta; Magnoliopsida; Poales; Poaceae
Product: ribosome-inactivating protein
Exons: 1
Coding region: 60-836 (258 amino acids)
Biological process (GO): negative regulation of translation
Molecular function (GO): rRNA N-glycosylase activity
Source: RefSeq, a predicted model, not a curated record